CAGUUUACAUAAGUUUUCCGGUUUUAUACCAGAAGUUUGGACUACAAAUAAUGCAAUAAUUGAAUUAUAACAGUACACUAUUAACUGUGUAUUUCAAAAUCGUAUUUUUUGCAAAUCGUCUCGAAGUUUCGAUCCCAAGCGGGUGGGGUGUCCCAUGGACAACAAUUGUUAAACACUCAAAGAGAGAGAAAGUUAGCGGGACUAAACCUCCGCGAGCACAUGGCAAUGUGCAUUCAACACCAUAUUCUUGAACUUGUCCGAAGCGCGCGUUCGUCAUAAAAUAAUACAAGAAAAUGAACAAAACCAUCUUCCUAUUCCUGCUGGCCUACGCCACUGCGACCAAACUCCUCGAAAUGGAGUACAAGGAAGGGACCAAAGUGGACCCGAAAUACUCCCUGCCCCAAGUGAACCUGAGUGCGAGUGACGGUAAUCAUACAGUGGUGCCGGCGAGUUUAGCCAGAGUUUUGAAUUUUUUUAAUUCGGAAAUUUUGGCGGCCAAUUGGGAAACGACGAAAAAGCUCGUCUCGUUAAGCUGCCGGAAGGAUGUGGAGCUGUAUCUCGAAGGACUCAGGAAGACCGAGAACUGGGCGUUGAAAAUGGACGAUGCCAGUGGCCGGUACUCUACAGGGUGGUUCUGGGGCAACCAAUACUGGACCGGCUCGCAAAGUUUAUGCGAAAAUAUUGUCCCAAGAAGCAAAUCCAUCGUAGUGAAUCCGGAGAAUCGGACACGAACUUCGAGAGAAGCUGAAGUACCUCGAAGGCCUUCAAGCCCAAGUCAGUCAGUCGGUUACGUCACCGGUCCUUUGAAAUUCUCCUCUCUGCCACCCUUCCCCAUAUCGUUCUUUAUGCUGCGAAUUGAUGUUAAUUCAAGCUUCACCACGGAAGAACGCAUCCUCCACAUUGGUCUCUGCAUGCCUUACGUUUGCACUGACUCUGAUAUUAAAGUAAUUAUGGAAGAAACAUCCAAAGCUUCAACCAAAGUCACGGUGAAAGUCGAAGCUGUGAGGUCGCACCACAACCGAUUCAACAUUUGGCAAGACCGAACGUUUAUCAUUUUAUGUGGCGUAACGUCGUUCGUUGUCGUUUGUUUGAUCAUUGGAACUUCGUACGAUUUCUAUUUGGAACACGAGGAAAAACGCAAAAAGCUCAUGUCUAUCAGUCAGACGCACCUAAAGCUUGAUAUGAGUAUGCCGGACACUAAAACGAAAAACGGUGUUUAUACUGUCAAUAACAACAACGAGGAGACUGAAGCUGGGCUUAAAACUGAAGCGAAACCGAGGACUUUGAGGGAUAUUGUUAAACUAAUAGUAAAGGAAACUGUACUUGCAUUUUCACUAAGGGCGAAUAUUAGGACGAUUUGUGACCAGUCUGUUAGCAGUGACACGAUUCCGGUCAUCCAUGGGCUUAAAUCCAUCAGCAUGGCUUGGGUUAUUUUGGGACACACUUGCAUUAUUGCAUUCAAAUAUUCAGACAACAUGGAGUACAGGAAAGUGGUCCAAAGAGAAUUUUUCUUCCAAACCAUCUCAAACGGAGCGUUCAGCGUAGAUACAUUUUUCUUUACUAGCGGUCUUCUAGUCUCAUUUUUGUACUUCAGAACAAACGCCAAGGGAAAACUAGCUCCCAUUACAAUUGGUCAUAAUGGUUUCAUUUCGGGAAUAACCCACUUUUUUGGCCUCAUCUUGUACAGAUUUGCACGAUUGACUGCGCCUUAUCUGUUCACUUUGGGCGUAGUUGAAGUAAUCAUGAAAUGGUUCAACUACAACUCAAUUUUCGAACCUCCGACCAUGGACCAUGUCAACUGUCCCAACUACUGGUGGAGGAACGUUCUGUACAUUAACACAUUAUUCCCAGUUGAAGAAAUGUGUAUGUUAUGGAGCUGGUAUUUAUCAGACGACACCCAAUUUUACAUCGUUGGUGCAGUGAUGUUGAUUCUAGCAGCCAGUCAUUUCAAGAGUGGCGCUUGUCUCUUGUUGAUUUUCAUGGUUAGUUCGUGGAUUACGACCGGUUAUAUAGCUUACAGCAACAGUCAUAUGCCAGGCUCGGAUGACCCUCUUGCCCUUUUUGACAAAAUUUACGACAAACCUUGGACCCGACUAGGCCCUUAUUUGAUCGGCAUGUGCGUUGGGUGGUUCCUUUUCAAGAAAAACUGCCAACUUACAAUGUCAAAGUUGGCCGUGGUGUCCGGCUGGACGGCCGCAAUAGCGUGUCUUUUAUCCCUUGUUUACGGUUUAUACGAGGCCAAUUUAUCGCCGCUAGCUGGCGCUGCUUACAGUGCAUUAAGUCACUCGGCUUGGGCUCUCGGUUUAGCAUGGAUUGUUGUGGCAUGUUCUACUGGAUAUGGAGGUUUUGCCAAUUCGGUUUUAUCAUCGACCAUUUUGUAUCCCUUCAGUCGGAUUACAUACUGUGCCUAUUUGCUACAUCCAGUGGUUAUUCGAGUGAUGACAAUGAGUAUGGAUAGUCCCCUCCAUUUGGGGAGUUUAGUCAUGAUUAUAAUUUUUCUGGGCCAAGUUGUGGCAUCGUAUGUUCUUUCGUUUUUCGUUUCUUUGGCGUUUGAAGCACCUGUUGUGUCCAUGUUGAGGAUAAUGACGAAGGUGGUAGGCACCAAAAAAUGAACAGUGACUGUGAAUAUAAGUUUGUUUUUAAAUUAUUAUUUUUAUGUAAAUAGUUGUGUACCUUUCAAGACUUUGUAGUUUGUAAACUAGUUUUAGGUUGUCAGGCUUUUACACAGCCUUAGAAUAAUUGUAUUUGUGUGUAAUUUGUUUUUUUAAUUAAUUGAAUGAAAAUCAUCGUAAUGCAAAAUCAGUAAGUGCUAAGAGCAACAUUAGAUUAAGAUAAACUUAAAAUUUUGUUAAGUGUUUUUUUGUGUCAACCACAUAAAAAAUUUUUCCAAAUGAUUUCUUGCCAGAUGUAAAUAAGCUGUAAAGUUCCAAUAAAAAAUAAACUUACACUUUAUGGUG
Molecule: messenger RNA, 2957 nt
Organism: Tribolium castaneum (red flour beetle)
Lineage: Eukaryota; Metazoa; Arthropoda; Insecta; Coleoptera; Tenebrionidae
Exons: 10
Coding region: 294-2612 (772 amino acids)
Molecular function (GO): acyltransferase activity, transferring groups other than amino-acyl groups
Source: RefSeq, a predicted model, not a curated record